UGUUAUUACGCGGACGUAUCUUGUAACAAGCGAUAUUGUUAGUUAAGUUUUAUUUAGUUCUCUAAAGUAUCAGUAUCUAAUCUCGUAGAGUAGAUCAGUAGGUAUUCGUGUUUUAAUUACAGCGUGUAUUUAUCAUUAUCAAAUUUAGUGUGUUUUGUGCAUCUUAGUGCAGUGUUCGUUUACAUCGUUGUGAUUUUAUUUUUUAUUACAUUUGUGACAGUUAUACAGUGAGUGAAUAAUGAAUUUGUCGUUCGCCGGGUGCGGGUUUCUUGGCAUUUAUCAUGUCGGCGUAGCAGUGUGUUUUAAGAAAUAUGCACCACACUUGCUUUUGGGUAAAAUAUCUGGCGCCUCGUUUGGUGCUCUAUCAGCCUGCUGUUUACUUUGUGAUGUGCCUAUAGGUGAAAUAACCAGUGAUGUCCUCCGAGUGGUCGGAGAGGCCCGGGCAGGGUCCCUCGGCCCCUUCAGCCCGUCCUUUAACAUCCAGAACGUGCUUCUGGAAGGCAUGGACAAGUACCUGCCGCACGACGUGCACAAGAUCGUCAGCGGCAAGCUCCAUAUAUCACUCACGAGAGUGUACGAUGGGAAGAACGUCAUUGUCUCAGAGUUUCCAACGAGGCAGGAUUUAAUGCAGGCAUUACUAGCGUCAUGUUUCGUGCCAGUGUUCAGUGGUAUGCUACCACCGCGUUUCCAUGGCAUCCGAUAUAUGGACGGCGGCUUCAGCGAUAAUCUGCCCGUGCUUAACGAGGACACCAUCACAGUCAGCCCGUUUUGCGGAGAGAGCGACAUCUGCCCGAGGGAUCUUAGCUCACAGUUAUUCCAUGUCAGUAUAGCCAACACGAGCAUAGAGUUAUCAAAGCAGAACAUCAACAGAUUCGCCCGCAUCCUCUUCCCGCCGAAGCCGGAGGUGCUGAGCAACAUGUGCAAGCAGGGCUUCGACGACGCCCUCAGGUUCCUGCACAGGAAUAAUAUGAUCUCCUGCACGAGGUGCUUGGCGGUGCAGUCCACCUUCCAACUGCAGGAGGUCUUGGACGAUACUGUCUACGAUUAUGAGCCGGAUUGUGAAGAGUGCAAGACACAUAGACAGGACGCACUAGUGGACGACCUACCCGACACAGUGAUGUCGAUAUUCCAAAACGCAAUAGAUUCGGCCAACCACGGCAUCGUGAACUGGAUGAUGCGGCAGCGCGCCGUGCGCUGCCUCAGCAUCAUGACUCUGCCAUAUCGCGUGCCCAUUGACAUCAUGUACGCCACUCUCACCAAAUUUGUAGCGUGCACCCCGAAGAUGUCGCGGUCGCUGUGGAAGCUCAGCCUGAACCUCGUCCAGCAGCUGCACGGGUUCGUGUACUCCGCGCACGACCGGUCCGAGGCCGCCGCGCAUAUCUACUACAAGCUCACCAUUGACGCCAAGAAGGAAGUUGCGGACGGUCGCCAGGUGGACAGAAGAAGAGCGAGCGAGAUGCGCAUAUCGUACGGAGACGUGCUCGCGGACGACACGUUCGAACACAUCCUCAGUGUGACGUCACACAACGACGCACUCCUGGCUUAUUACUACCUCGACAGCGACAAUAAGAUGAAAAUGACAGAGAUAUACGACGUGACGGACGCGGACACGGACGCGGUGCAGUCGCCGACCGAGCGCGUCGUCAACGAGCAGCUCGAAUUCGACAACGACUGGUCGCGCGACAUGAUCGCAGAUGCCGACUCGCUCGACGUGGACGGCCUCGACAUGGACUCGGAGUCGCUAGGCGACCGCAACUUAUUCUCGGACCCCGAGAGCGAGUGGCGCCGACACUCGCUCGCCAGCUCCGAGAGCGACGCCGAGCAGCCCGAGAGCGACCGCCACCAUAUCUACGAGACUUGCUAGACGGACCGACCUAACUCUGCGUGGUAUUUGCAGUGACAAAGCCUAAAAUGUCAUUAUAAUUGUCAAAUUUCUAUGAAAACACGUUUGGUUCUGUCAAAGUCGGUGCAGAGUUACCUUAUAUCGACUUUAACACUAGUCUAUAUAGUCGAGCCUCUUAACGACACUACGCGAAACUAACUUGUAGUCCUACUUCAACUGCGCCAUCUAGAGGUACAGCGCGAAACAACAGCAUACUCUGAAUACAUAGCAUCGGCGCAUAAGUUUCUUUGUUAGCGAUAGAUAACGCGAUUAUAAAAUAAAUGUAUAAUCGGGGACAUUUCCGGUGAACCACCUAAAGGGCAAAAAUCGUUUAAACGUCUUGCAGACGGUCAGGCGAUAUCAUUAAAGUGAGGACCAAUAUUAAAAUGUGGGUGUUGAAAAAAAAGGUAGUUAAAGUUUAUUGCCGUCCAUUGUCUUUGUGACGGUCGGCAUUUGCAAACUAAGAUAAAGAAUCCAAAAUGCAUCCUAAUUGGUUAUCUUUAUGGGGAGUUGGGGAGGCGAAGCUUAGCCUACACAACAAUAACUAAUAACCUGUCCUUACUGCCUAUUAACAAAGAAUCCUAAAUGCAUCGUAAUUGGUUAACUCUAUGGGGUCCUCGCUCGUUCGUAAGGAAUGUAAGGAUCGAGGUAAAAAAAAUCUGAUGUGUUUCACCGGGAAUGUCCCCGAUUGUACAGAUCGUGUCACCUAUCUAAGGGAGGUAUUCCAAAAAGGGUACCCGUCCAAUUUCUUUGUCCAAUGUGUAUUUGCGUCUCACGUUUUGCUUAAUGAGAAAGUGAGACGUAAUGCACAUUGGACCAAGAUAUUGUACAGGUGGAUUACCAACCUUACUAGCAUCUCGAAGUAAAAAUAAAGUGACAAUAAAAAUUAGAAUGGAAUGUAAUGUAUAAAUUAUAUUUACAGUACAUAUGGUGCUACUUUACCGCGAUAAUUAGCACAUUACGUAACUAUGUCGAAAAUUUAAAGGGCCAUAUGUACUGUAAAAAGUUUCACGAUACAUGUGCGAAUAGGUAAUUUCCAAUUUUUCGCACUUGUAUCGUAAUGUACUAGUAUUACAUAAAUUGUAGAACGUCAAUGAUUCUAUGAACUACUAAAGAAUGAACGUACGAGUAUAUGUAGUCAUAGAUCCACAUAUUGGAAGCUAACAAAAUGUUACUAAUGUGUGAUAAUGUAUACUUUGACAUUUGUAUCCCUUAAAAGAAGUAAAGUUGAUUUAGAUUAAAUGCUAAAUUGAUAUAUGAAAAUUUAAAAAUAAACAAAUCAUUUUCCAGUUUUUAUAUGUAAUAUUCAGUUACAAGUUACCUUAAUAUUAAAGCAAAAACGUGAUAAUAUAAAUAUAAAUAUGUUGGUUCGUUUUAGUUUAGGAAUUUGUUACUUAGGUUUCAAAUCUAACUGACGAUAUAAGAAUUAUGUAUUUACCAAUCGUGUAAGCUAUAGGUAUUCUAAUAUUAUUAGGUGAUGGUAAUAUAAAUA
This is a messenger RNA of Cydia strobilella, 3374 nucleotides long. RefSeq names its product 1-acylglycerol-3-phosphate O-acyltransferase Pnpla3-like (gene bmm). The coding region runs from base 239 to 1864 and encodes 541 amino acids. Lineage: Eukaryota; Metazoa; Arthropoda; Insecta; Lepidoptera; Tortricidae. The record is from RefSeq and is a predicted model, not a curated record. The transcript has 9 exons. Gene Ontology annotation, cellular component: cytoplasm; membrane; lipid droplet. Gene Ontology annotation, molecular function: triacylglycerol lipase activity. Gene Ontology annotation, biological process: lipid homeostasis; triglyceride catabolic process.